AUGAAGGUCUUCGCCAUUCUUUUGAUGAUUAAAACCGUGUUCAGCGCACCAAUUAAUCCUGAUGGUAAUCAACAGUUUUACUUUUCGAUUUAAUUGAUUUAUUAUAUUCAUCGGUUAAUAUUAACGUUCAGCCAGUGGAGGUUUUAACAGCAGGACAACUUAGCACAUUUUUGUAUCUAAUACUCGGUCCUACACCAACCAUUAAUAUUUUUAGGAUUAUCUGCCCACAGUGUUAGUAUGUUUUUUUUACUCUUAAUUUCGUAAAACAAUUAUCACAAUGGCCCAGUUCGUCAAAUUCAAAAUAACUGCGACUCAUACGCGCCUUUUACUUUGCUAGCUUCUUUUCUACUUAUUUGCGACUUUUAAAUGCAUAAAUGGUACAUUUGCAGAAAAUCGUGACAUUGAAGAUCCCAAUUUAUUUGAGGGAGACAUGCUUCUUACGCCUUUGCAGCGUGCCUAUGCCAUGAUGGGACUGGACGUUUAUUCAUCUAACAAACAGGGAGCUUCAAUUAGAAGUCCACUUUGGCCUGGCGGAGUUUUGAUCUACGAAAUUUCACCAACACUUGGUAGGCCUUUUUAAUAAUUCAAUGAUAUCACAUUUAUUAGUCGAGCAUGUAAGUGCCAAAAUAAUCAACCAAUCAAUUUUUUUUUUCUCUGAUAACACUAAAAUAUAAUUAUUUUUUAAUGCCACUUUUCCUUUAGCUAACCGUCCUGAAGCGAUGACAUCCAUUUUGGCGGGAAUGGAUGAAUGGAGCCGCAAGACAUGCAUCCGCUUUAGAAAACGAACAACUGAGACGGAUUACGCCUAUUUUACAUUUGGCUCGGGGUGAGAGAGGUUUUUUUUUAAUUUUUUUAAUUUUUUUGUCUUUUAGGUUUUCUAACUUUCGGACACUGUAAGAUUAUCUGAAAACAGUAUCUAAUAAUUAUUAAAGUUUUUUUCCCUUUUGUUCUUUAUUUCCUUUUUUUCUCUCUCUCUCUCAUUUUUUUCCUUUCUUGCUUUCUAUCUUGCUUGUUUGACUAUUUCUUUCUAUAAAAAAAUAUUUGAUUUGUAGAUGAUCAUGAUUGGAGUAUAAUACCUAUUUCUUAUCACUAUAAUUUUACACCAUAUUUUGAUUCAGUUGUAGAUCUUGGGUUGGUAAAAUAGGAUCACGUCAGGACAUUUCUCUAGGUUUUGGUUGCUGGGAUAGGGGCAUAGUUGCUCACGAAAUCGGUAAUUAUUCCGUUAUUGUGUUUAAUCACUUUCGGACGAAGCAGCAGCAAUAUAGGAUAGAAUAUUGCUUAAUACAUUUUGCUAAUUCAAUAAAGGUUGCUUUGAGCAUUUGGAAUUGCCCACUAAUAAGAUCUUGUGGGUGAUCACUCAAGCAGAUCAUCGCUUUGUUCUGUAUACCCAAAUGCCCAAUGCCCAAUUGCCAAAGGAACCUUUUUUGAUUAAGGUGUAUGCUUAAGUACCUAUUAACGACAGAAAAAAGGACUCACGGCCGUAAAGUUCUCAGGUGGAUCUUUCCAUAUUCAGACAUAUACAACCACAUGAAUUUGGACAAUUUCCAAGCCACACAGAUAAUUUAAGGAUUUUUUUCCAGCACGAACGACAAAACAAGCUAACGGCUAAAAUCUCAUCUCUGUAUACUGUGAUGUCUGAUCGUUUGGGAUGAUUUUCAAGACAGCCGCCAAAGAAAUAGACCUAUUUAGCUUGAAUGUUUUGUUUUCCCAAUAAACGUUCAAAAGAAACUUGACCCUUUGUCUUUUCAUAAAAUAUGCGUAGAUAUGUGUUAAGACUCACAUCAACUUUGUAUAAACCGGCAAGAAAAGUAAUUUAUCACGAUCGUGCGAGCAUAUAUAAUCAAGGGCUUGGGCCCACUUCAUGUAGUUGUCACGAGGUAUAAUCCUUCAUAUAUACGCCACCAAAUAUAACAUUAUUCACAACAAUAUGCACGCAAAUUAAUCAAAAUUUGAAAGAAACAGUUCUCUAGUGUAUUUUCACAUGGCCUGUAUUGGGAAAACAGAACAUAGAAGCUAAAGAGGUCUAUUUAGCUCCUCCUUCUUUUGCUGUUUCUAACAGCCAAUCAGAUUCUGUCAGAGUGUUUCAAUACACCUCCAGCGCAGCGGCAAAAAUCUGACUGCUGAUCCGCACAGGCGUCCAGGGUGUAGGAAUCAUCCAUUUAGGUGCAUUUAUUUAGAGGAUAUUACACGGUGGCGCGAGCAUAUGACUUUUAUUUUCGAGUGGCAAAACAAUAUUUUACGAACGAGCGCAGCGAGUAAUAAAUGUUGUUUUUGCCGCGAGAAAAUAACAUUCAUAUCUUCAAGCCGCCGUGUAAUGUUCUUUUCAUUACUUAGACAAAAUGACAUCAACAAAAUAAUAGCACGAAAUUACCAAAAUUACUUCAUCGAUAAACUCACACGUGAGAUUAUGGAAAAUAAACCACUCGGGUCUCGGAUGUAGUUUUUAUGAAUUUUACGAGUGGUAUAUUUUCCAGUAAAACACUCGUGUCUAUAUAAUAAAAAAUAAUAUAUAUCUUUUUUGCAGGACAUGCUUUAGGUUAUUUACACGAACAAUCUCGUCCUGACCGAGACCAAUAUGUCACUAUUUUGAAAGACAACAUAAAACCUGGUAAGAACGAAAACAGGCAAGUUUCGUAUUCCCCGAAGGCCCUGGGACGAGCACGAUCCCGUGGCUAAUGCGGGUCAACUUCUUUGCAGAAACAAAAACAAACAUAGGUAAUUUGCCGCUGAGUCGCUGGAAAACGAUAGAAAUCUUAAAAAUAGUAAGAUUUCAAAGCCUUAACUUUAUCAGUAAGCCAAAGGGAUGUCUAUUGCGACCAACAAAAUUGUGGGAAAAGCUGAUCGUACUUAAAAGAAGAAAGGUAAAAAGCGACGAAGCCAAAGGAAGAAGAAAACUUUUUAAGCAUGAAAACGGUAAAGUUCGUUGAAAUGACAUUCCAAUUUUUUUUAUCUUACUUCUCAGAAUUCUAUUUUACUCUUGUGUAUAUCUAUAAAAUGGAGUUUAAACUGUGCAGUAUAUCGUCUGUAUAAAAUUAUGUGUUCGAGUUCUUGUCGAGUGAAAUGUGCGUACGUUUUUCCUUUGUGACUGAAUAUUUUGAUAAAUAAUGUGAGCUAAAUGUAAGCUUAUGUAUAGCUAAACUUAAACUAUUUUAGUUAUCUUCGUUCAAACCGAUUUAACCUUCUUACAGUACAAGGUAUUUAAUGCAGAACGUCUGCCCCGUCAGUUUAUUUAUUUAUUUAUUUUUUUUUCAAAAGCACAAGAGUUUGCAUUCGCUCCGAAAAAAAAUAUCAACUAUGAAGAUUUCAGUUUAACUUGCAGGCUUUCGACAAGUACGUACAACAUUAAAAUGGCUACAAGGUAUUACCUUGUUUGAGGAUUUUGAAACCAUCUCGCAUUUUUUAUUGAACUCACUCACCGACCACUAUUUCGGUCAAAUUCUGGUUAGGCUCGUUGUUUUUCUUAGUGAUGACGAACUGAUUUUCCCUUUGCUGUUUGAAACAAUAUAUUCUCAAGCCUGUAAAUAAGCUUUGAGACUUCCAAAACCUUUCAAUGCUUCAAAUUGUCCUUUUUUUCGGCAACUCGGCCGCAGUUUCUUCAUGUUUGUUUGUCUUCUUGGUGAGAAGUGACCCGCAUUAGCCUCACUUUCGCGUAAAAACAAGCACUCGUCCUAGGCCGCCCAUGAAUACGAAACUCGCUUACUCCUCAGACAGAAUAGUCGUAAGGAUAAUGAUGACGACGGCCACACUUAAGAUGGCGAUGAUGAUGAUGAUGAUGAUGAUGAUGAUAGUGGAGAUGAAAAUGAUAGUUGUGAAAAUUAUCAUUGGUAUAAUUCCGCGUAGUACCAGUACAAUGGUAGGUACUGAAAUGCCAAUUUCACGGCAAAUCAAUGUAGACAACUUGCUGCUUUAUUAUGUAAGUCAUGUUCUUAUGCUAGAAGGUAUUAUUAGCAUUGUGUCUAUAAGAAUAAAAAGAAAUUCUGUAUCCAAAAAAGGUGGACAUCAGGUAAACCUCUCGUUCAAUACUAGUUUGUGUUUAAAUUAUUCCUUGCUAGCAGAAGCCCUUUUUUCCCUAGUACUUGGCCGGGAGGAAGGAAAAGAGACUCAAACUCAACGGUCAGUAGACAAUACAAGGAGCAUGUGUUUUGUGCAAAGCACCGUGCACGAGAGUGGACGGCGGCUUCAUCUGUCUGUCUGUUUCGGCCCAUGGCAGAGGUCUCUUUUCCUCCCUCCCGCCGAAUACCAGAAAAAAGAGGUCUCUGUUAGUAGGGAAUUCAAAUUAUCGACCAAAGUUGAAAAGGAACUGUUGUCAAUACAGUGAAUCAAAAAUAAGAGUAAUCACGUACUCAUAUCACUUCCAACAUACAGUCUUUAUUCAUGUAUAAUUUAUUCAUUUAUUUAUUUAUGUAUUUAUUUAUGUAUUUAUUUGUUUAUUUAUUUGUUUAUUUAUUUAUCCUUUUACUUAUUUUUUUUUAACUGCUUGCUCAAUAAAUUGUGAUUGAAACGUUUUUCUUUCAGGGGAAGAACACAACUUUUUUAAAUACGAUAAUUCACUAAUUGAUUCGCUUGGAACCCGUUACGAUUACGAAAGUGUAAUGCAUUACUCACAGGACGCAUUCUCUAGGAACGGAUUGCCCACAAUAUUGGUUAAAAAGAAAGGGGUA
Molecule: messenger RNA, 4661 nt
Organism: Porites evermanni
Lineage: Eukaryota; Metazoa; Cnidaria; Anthozoa; Scleractinia; Poritidae
Source: the annotation of a GenBank genome assembly